Schizosaccharomyces cryophilus OY26 is the source of this 845-nucleotide messenger RNA. RefSeq lists its product as uncharacterized. Lineage: Eukaryota; Fungi; Ascomycota; Schizosaccharomycetes; Schizosaccharomycetales; Schizosaccharomycetaceae. The transcript has a single exon. Bases 193 to 438 code for a protein of 81 amino acids. The record is from RefSeq and is a predicted model, not a curated record.
GCAUGUAUGUUUCCAUGUAACGAGUUUAAUUGAAGUCAAAUAGGAUAGCCACUAAUUCCAUAUUUUUAUUUCUUUUAUAUGUGAUUUCCUUUUGUAAGCUAAUAUCAUCCAACUACCAAAAGAAAACGGAUUGUUUUGGAAUUUCUGAUUUUCUCUAGAGUCCUUCCUGUUCUUGUCAUUUCUUUGUUGUUUAUGGAUCUUUUACUCUGCAUCAUGAAAGUUUCCAAGGCAUUGACGCUUACCUUUGCUGGUAUCAUAGCCGUGUCUUCUCUUGUCGUUGCUUUUUCCCCCUCCACAAGACCACCUCAUUUAAAAUCCUGGUCCAAGCGUCAAUUGAUUUUGUAUUGUGAAAGAAAUGGGUUAGAAACUUCCGGUUCUUAUUUGGAUUUACUUUCCCGUGUUGAGCAGCACCAAAAAUCGCAUACCGUUGCUGAUUAAACAAAUAUAAAAACAAAAGACGCUUUAUUAAAUCUUCCUCUAUAUGGCUUCCUUCUUGUACGACACAUGGAUUGAGGAGACAAACGCCCAGUUCUUGCUGAGACAAAAUGAUUGUCGUCCCAUCCACCCUUGUCGAAAAGCGAAAGGAAACUCGACAUAACAUCGUAUCCGCUUUCUUGUCGGAAGCAUGUGUGUAUAAUCUGCUUUUUACAAGACAGCUGGGUUGCUUGGCAUGUCGAAUGUUUUCUAUCUUUAUUCAGCAUCUCCCUUCCUUCAUCCGUGGGAGGAUGGAUUUAAACGUAAAGAUACAUGCCUUAUUUUUCGUUUUUUUACUGUAGAUGGAAAAUUUGUCCUUCCAUAGAAUAGUAGUAUGUUAAAAUGAGAUUUUCUAUUGAACAGUAACCCAG